Molecule: messenger RNA, 2283 nt
Organism: Caenorhabditis briggsae
Lineage: Eukaryota; Metazoa; Nematoda; Chromadorea; Rhabditida; Rhabditidae
Exons: 8
Coding region: 1-2283 (760 amino acids)
Biological process (GO): protein processing
Cellular component (GO): plasma membrane
Molecular function (GO): metalloendopeptidase activity
Source: RefSeq, a predicted model, not a curated record
AUGAAAGUUGGUGGACUAGAAAAUCCAACUUACGAGAGUUUGGCCACGAUGGUAAAUGGCCUAGACAACACAUCGUGUACUUAUCAGUUUUUCAAAAGUAUUGUAUCUCCAAUAAUUUACAGCGACAACAAUGAAAUCAUUCCUGCGAUAAUCCAGGGACCACCAGCCCGUCCUCCUGUCACAUCCUUUUUCAAAGACUGUUGCACAUGGUGCUGCUGUAUUUGCUGUUCCAUCAUCCUUUUCCUCUUUUUGACCUCCUUGGGCGCCAAAAGAGAUCUGGGUCGGAUUCAGAUGGAAUAUGAACGAUUUGAAAAUAUUAAUAAUUUCUCAUUGUCACACACUCCACCUGGCGGACCAAAGCCGUCAGAACCUCCAAAACACCCUGAUAGACCCACAAAGACUCCACAAGACAGAAAAAGAAUUACUUGUAUGACUGAACCAUGUGUCAGAGUAGCUGAGACAAUGGUGAGUUCAAUAGAGCGAAAAUCCCUCAUGAAGCCAACCACGUCUCCAUGUACUGAUUUCUACGAGCAUGCUUGCGGAAAUUUUGAAAGUCUUGAAGCUCAAAAAUCGCUAAUCCAUCAAGAAAGGUACUACGAAGAAUCCAUAACGGCGCUCAAAACAGCAGCAGGAUUUAUGGAAAAUCGAAUCGAUGAAAUCGCACUUCCAGCUGAGAUAAAUUUGAGAAAAGUGUAUAUGAAAUGUUUGAGAAGGGAUCAUCGGGAUGUUGAGGAUUUGAUGGAAACGUUGAGAACGGAUUUUUUGUGGCCGUUUGAUGAUAGAAGAGAUUUGACGUGGACCGGAGUUGUGAACCACAUCCUCGGAAAACUGAUCAAGUUGAGCCCAAAAAGCCUCCAAAUCUUCAAAAUCACUGAAGUCGACAAAAAAUUAAUAAUCCGCUCCAGUUUUUGUCACGGACGUCAUAAAGCGAUAGAUCAAACACUUGUGACCAAAUUCUUUACUUCUGUAUCCAAAGACUCAGAAAAUGAAGUUCGGAAAAACCUCGAAAAAAGUUUGAGGAUUGCACUGGAGCUGGAUAAGUUUCGAGAGUAUUGUGUCAGUCGAUUUCUCUGUGUAUCCCGAAUUCCAGAUGUCCUAAUUUUUCAGACUGAACGUGACCCACCAAAAGACCGAAAUCGGGAGUUCGUUGUUGAUUAUGAUAUUUCGAAUAUUAAUUUCGUUGCGAUUAUUGGAUCGAUUCUGGGACCUAACAAGUUGAGCGAUCAGCAAAUUGAGUCUCACAUCAAGUUUGAGGAAUCUCAUGAGUUUUUCGAUGAGAAUAGUCAUUUGAAUAAUCAUCUACACCAUAAUUCGAUAGGGUUUGCACACUAUUUGGUCAUCAAAUAUAUCGAAGAAUUGGGAGCAACUUUCUUAUUGCCGUCGAAGAGGGAUUGUGCAAAAAUCGCGUUCUCCAUGAUGCCACGUACCGCUCUCUCCAUCUACAUCAACCAUUUCGUCCAACCCGAUAACAUCAUAGCGAUCCCGAACUUGAUCGAUUCCAUCCGAUCAGAAUAUAUAGAUCAAAUAUCCAAAUCCAAAAAAUUUGAUAAACCAUUGAAAGCCCAAAUGAUCAAAAAGUUGGAAAAAUUCAAAACGGACAUUGGAUCCCACGGAAUUGGAUUCUCGGAGAACAAUUUGUUGGAGAGGGUCAUAAUCCAUAAUAGGCAAUCUUUUUACAAAGUCAUCACACAAUUUAACACUCAAAAUAUGCAAGAGGCUCUUUUAUCAAUUGCUCACGAUAAGACAAUCAGUGAGAAUACGCAUGCUAGAUCGAUUUUCAAUCAGGAGUUUCCAGUGGAAAAAAUCUACGCUCUUAUGAAAACCCAACCACGAUUCGAUGUCAGCUACCCAUCAGCUGUCCAGUAUGGAAAAGGAGGUCAUGACGUGGCGUCCGAUAUGUCGGUUAUUCUGAAAACGUUGGGAAAAAAUGCCACGAAAAGUUUUGGCAAAUGUCUUCUAGGACAUAGUCAUGAUGCUAACAUUCUUGUGGAUUUCAUGGGCAUGAAAGUGGCAUGGGACAAGUAUCGAAAAUCGAAAAAGCCAGAGGAGUUGCAAUUACCUGAAUUUGAUUAUGCCACCGGCGAUCAACUCUUCUUCUAUUCUAUGAUCCAAUCCACGUGUCAAAAAAAGACUACAAAGAAUACGGUAUCCCAUGGAAAUCGACUCAAUUUCCUUCUUCAACAAAUUGAAGGAUUUGGAGAGGCUUUUAACUGUCCGGCUGGGGCAAAUAUGAUGAAAAAGAAGUUGAAAUGCGAACCGAAUGAUGAUUUGAUGAUGAUUUGA